Molecule: messenger RNA, 1659 nt
Organism: Aureobasidium pullulans EXF-150
Lineage: Eukaryota; Fungi; Ascomycota; Dothideomycetes; Dothideales; Saccotheciaceae
Exons: 1
Coding region: 1-1659 (552 amino acids)
Source: RefSeq, a predicted model, not a curated record
AUGUCUCACAUUCCCAAAUUUCACCCAACCAAGAAGUCAGCGACAAUCUAUACUGAGGGUCCGACCAAGCCCCUCGUUUCGCCACCUAGGAAGUUGGUACACCAAACUGUAGGUUUCAAAUUGAGCUAUGUGGUCGUCUUCCCGCGCUAUCACGCCAAAAGCACCGACAUCGAAGAGAAAGCAAAGGACAUCGUCCGCAAUGCUUUGAAAAACGUUCGCUUCCAGAGCCCCAAGAUUUGCAAGGUUUGCCAGGAAUCUCACGAAUACAGUCUUCCAGUCUCGUUCGAAGAUCCAAACAAGAAUGAGCCGAAGUAUACUCAUUGGAUGGUCGACAUUGAUCAAAAUGCACACCUAGAAGAGAACGAAUAUGACCGAUUGGCUGAGCGUUGCAUCAUCGUCGGCAUCCAGGUCAUCAGCAGGCGCUUUUUGUUCCACCGCGAUACGCCUUGUCCCGGCAACUGGUCACCUAGUUCCAACACGAAAGUGUUGGUCUAUCAUAAUUAUCACGAAAAGCUAGCCGCUCAUUGCUGGUCAACAGAGCUGAAGGCUGUGAAUGAGGCACUCCUGACACUUAGUAAGCAACCAAACUACCGUGUCAUUACUAACGAAUACACAGACCUCAAAGUUUACACCGGAAACGGUAGCAAAGGUGUCCACCUCGACGUCGCUAAGAGUCUCAUGGGCGUCUUCACAGCGUUUGAGAGGCAAUUCGAUACUAUCAACAUUACGUCAAGAAUUGGCGGCGGCGUCCGAGGUUGGAAACCUUCCAUGUCUGGCAGCUCGAAACCGUAUACCUACAUCUCUGGCGACAAGACUACCGUUCAAGAAGAAGCUGGUGAGUCCUGUAAACCGAUGUCCAGUGUCAAUCAAUCCCACAUGGCGGCCAACGGUCGCGAUCCUGCUGAAUACGACAUUCCUACAUUCUUGAAAAUUUUCCUGAGAAGCAAAUGCGACAGAAUUGAGCUUCAGAGCUUCCUCGACAGCGGACUGAUCUCUCACUUGAAUACAGUUCUGGAUAUCUCGCGCGUUUGGGACGAUAAACUGAUCGAACACAACCCUGAAUACGUCAAGUACUGCAUGAAGAGGCCAACCAUUACCUUCCGCUCCCAGUCAAACACUCAUGACUAUGCCAGACAAUUCGCUUGGAUUGACUUUUGCGGUUCUCUCACAGAUUCUUGCUAUGAAGAGGAUUUGAGCAAAGUCAGAAGUUGGCUUCACCAUCGCUGGAGUGAGCCUCACACAAAAUACACCAUCAAUCACAUCAUCCACCAUGUCGUAAUUAUGGUCGAGGAGAACAUCGAAUACUGGCGAAAAACUUCAGCCAGAGUCACCCAUCCUGAAUCGAUCAUCAUGGGACCUUACAAAGAAGAAUUGGUUCGCCGGCGGGAUGCCGAAAUACCACACAGCGACCCAGUAAAGACAUCGAAAGUACCUAAAGAGAUAUGUCGUAAGUUCAACCAACAGAACGAUCCUGAAAAUGUCCGAAACAAGAUCAAGCACAAGUUUGAUCUUGGUCUAUAUGGUAAGUUCCCUGAGGAGACCGUCAUCGAGUUCGCCAUGGAUCAUGAUGAGAAGUGGGCGCUUGCCAAGGGCAACUGCAAUCACUUGAUUCUUGGAAGACAUACGCCCAAGGAUGUAGUUCGUGAUAAGAUUAGUUGA